CGGCGCUCAGCUGGGGGUGGGAGGAAGAGGGGCCGGACUGGGGCCUGACUAGCCGUCGCUGCCGCCGCCGUCUUCACGGCUGCUAUGACCCUCGGGCGAGGCGCCCUGCUCAGCUCCGCGCAGCGCUAGUCGCGGCCGUGCGCCCACCGUAGCCGUCUUGGUACUCAGCACAGCCGCUCCCGCGGCUCCUUAGCCUUUUCCAGCGCCGCCGGUGAGGCGAGGCGGAGGCAAAGGCAGGAUGAAGAUGACGGUGGAUUUCGAGGAGUGUCUGAAGGAUUCGCCCCGUUUCAGGGCUGCUUUGGAAGAAGUAGAAGGAGAUGUGGCAGAAUUGGAACUAAAACUUGAUAAGCUUGUGAAGCUUUGUAUUGUGAUGAUUGAUACCGGAAAAGCCUUUUGUGUUGCAAAUAAACAGUUCAUGAAUGGGAUUCGAGACCUGGCACAGUAUUCUAGUAAUGAUGCUGUAGUUGAGACAAGUUUGACCAAGUUUUCUGACAGCCUUCAAGAAAUGAUCAAUUUUCAUACAAUCCUAUUUGACCAAACUCAGAGAUCAAUUAAGGCACAGCUUCAGAACUUCGUUAAAGAAGAUCUUAGAAAAUUCAAAGAUGCCAAGAAGCAGUUUGAAAAAGUCAGUGAAGAGAAAGAAAAUGCAUUAGUAAAAAAUGCUCAAGUACAGAGAAACAAACAGCAUGAAGUUGAAGAAGCCACAAACAUUCUGACAGCAACAAGAAAAUGUUUUCGACACAUAGCCCUCGACUAUGUACUUCAGAUUAAUGUCCUUCAAUCAAAAAGGCGAUCAGAAAUCCUAAAAUCAAUGUUAUCUUUUAUGUAUGCCCACUUGGCCUUCUUUCAUCAAGGAUAUGAUCUAUUUAGUGAACUUGGGCCCUACAUGAAGGAUCUUGGUGCACAGUUGGAUCGACUAGUUGUGGAUGCAGCAAAAGAGAAAAGAGAGAUGGAGCAAAAACAUUCCACCAUUCAACAGAAGGAUUUCUCCAGUGAUGAUUCUAAGUUAGAAUAUAAUGUAGAUGCUGCAAAUGGCAUUGUUAUGGAAGGAUAUCUGUUCAAACGAGCCAGCAAUGCCUUCAAAACUUGGAACAGGAAAAAGCCCGAUCAUAUCAGACGCUGGUUUUCAAUACAGAAUAAUCAGUUGGUUUACCAGAAAAAGUUUAAGGAUAACCCCACUGUGGUAGUGGAAGAUCUAAGGCUCUGCACAGUGAAACAUUGUGAAGACAUAGAACGGCGAUUCUGCUUUGAGGUGGUUUCUCCAACAAAAAGUUGUAUGCUUCAGGCAGAUUCUGAAAAGCUGCGCCAGGCAUGGAUUAAGGCUGUUCAAACCAGUAUUGCUACUGCUUACAGAGAGAAGGGUGAUGAAUCAGAGAAGCUGGAUAAGAAAUCAUCUCCAUCCACAGGAAGUCUGGAUUCUGGAAAUGAGUCAAAAGAUAAAUUAUUGAAAGGAGAAAGUGCAUUGCAGCGAGUCCAGUGUAUCCCUGGCAAUGCCAGCUGCUGUGACUGUGGUCUGGCAGACCCACGGUGGGCCAGCAUCAACCUGGGCAUCACCCUGUGUAUCGAGUGUUCUGGGAUUCACCGGAGUCUUGGAGUUCAUUUUUCAAAAGUACGUUCUUUGACUUUAGACACCUGGGAGCCUGAGCUUUUAAAGCUUAUGUGUGAGUUGGGGAAUGAUGUUAUAAAUCGAGUUUAUGAAGCUAAUGUGGAAAAAAUGGGAAUAAAGAAACCACAACCAGGACAAAGACAGGAGAAAGAGGCAUAUAUCAGAGCAAAAUAUGUGGAGAGGAAAUUUGUGGAUAAAUAUUCUAUAUCAUCAUCACCUCCUGAGCAGGAAAAAAGGAUUGUUUCCAAAAGUUGUGAAGAAAAGAGACUGAGCAUUUCUAAACUUGGGCCAGGUGAUCAAGUUAGAGCAUCUCCUCAAAGUUCAGUCAAAAGUAAUGACAGUGGAAUCCAGCAGAGUUCUGAUGAUGGAAGAGAAUCUCUACCUUCUACAGUGUCAGCCAAUAGUUUAUAUGAAACUGAGGGAGAAAAGCAAGAUUCUUCUGUGUUUCUUGACUCUAAACAUCUUAAUCCAGGACUACAGCUUUAUAGGGCUUCAUAUGAAAAAAAUCUUCCUAAAAUGGCUGAAGCUUUGGCUCAUGGUGCAGAUGUGAACUGGGCUAAUUCAGAGGAAAACAAAGCAACACCACUUAUUCAGGCUGUAUUAGGGGGCUCUUUGGUGACAUGCGAGUUUCUCCUACAGAAUGGUGCUAAUGUAAACCAAAGAGAUAUACAAGGGCGGGGACCACUGCACCAUGCCACUGUUUUAGGGCACACAGGGCAGGUAUGUUUAUUCCUAAAACGAGGUGCCAAUCAACAUGCCACUGAUGAAGAAGGGAAAGACCCGUUGAGUAUAGCUGUGGAAGCAGCUAAUGCUGAUAUAGUGACCUUGUUACGUUUAGCAAGAAUGAAUGAAGAGAUGCGGGAAUCAGAAGGACUUUAUGGACAGCCAGGUGAUGAAACUUAUCAGGACAUUUUUCGUGAUUUUUCCCAAAUGGCAUCCAAUAAUCCAGAAAAACUAAAUCGUUUCCAGCAAGAUUCACAGAAAUUCUGAAUUUUUUUUAAGAAGGGGAAAAUAUUAAAUCUGGUGACUUCCUACAUAGAUCUGAAAACUCACAAAUUUUUACUACUUUAAUUCUACUUAAUUUUAGUAGCUAUUGAGUAGUUUGGAAAAAAGGUACCCAUUCAUUGAUGUAAAGUAAAACAGGGCUUUAGUAGUUGGAAGAGGAGCCUUCUUUAAGACCUCAGAAAAGGAAAAGAGCCCAUUUAAAGGGCUAUUUUUAUAGGUAAAAGUUUACUCUAGAAUUAUUUCAUUUUAGGUUACUAGAUCCUAAGAGUUUAGACAGAAAUCCCUUUUUUUUGUUAGUGGAUGGUAGCAUUGAUUUUUCUUCUGUGCCUCAUGCCCAGUAUCAUUCAGUUAAGCGUGUCUGCAUCAAGUGGGAGCCAACUGUCCUGCCUGUCUCAAGAGUAUGUCUUUUCUUUAGUUUCCCGGAUAAUUUUUAGUGGUUCAGAAAUUGUUUUGUUUUGUUUGGUAGUCUAGCUGUCAUGCACACAAUAUGUAAUUUAAUUAAUAACUAGAGAGUAUGUUUCCCCCAUUUACCCAUAAUUGCAGUUAUAUUCCUUAGAUGUCUGGUUAUUGCGCAAUACUUUACAUACAGUGGUUGUACAGGUAGGUAUAACUCAGUCUUUCAGGUUUAUUCCAUUUUAUGAAACAAAAAGAAGCCCUUAACAAUUUUUUUUUUUUAAUCACCAAAAGAUUCUCAGUUAUAGAAAUUGUAAUUCUUCAUUGUUGGGUUGAUUUCUUAAAACCCUGACAAAUUUAUUGAUGAAAUAAAACUGUUUCAAGGUUACGCUUUCAUCAGAUUGUAACUUUCAAAGGAAAGGCUGAUUUAUAAAAUAAUAUAGAGCAUUUUUGUAUUUGAAAUUUGUCUUUUUCACGAUACAUUUUUGCUAUUGGUCCUUGUGAAAGGAAAAUCUCAUAAAAGGAGAAAAAACUUCAUGUUUUCUUAGUUUUAACUAAAGUGUGGCAUUCAAUUGCUUUUUAAUUUUUUCAACAUCUAUCCUGUGUACUUGUACACAGUAUAUGCUCUUUUAAAUUAUAAUAUCUAUAUAGCUUUAAUAUUUGGUUAUAUGAAUCACAGACCCUUGAAUUCCAAAAUAUUGUGGAUAUACUAAUUUUCAUUGUAUAUGCUACAAAUUAGUCUGAUUUCAUCUUUGGUUGACAAAUCUUGUCAAGAGUAUAAAAUAAUUUGCCUUACAGUUUCUUUCUAAUAUUGUCAACAAUUAAGUUUAAUCUUCUUUUAUAAGUUACAUGUGUUAUUGUUGAUACUCAGUUUCUAAAUAAGAGAAGUUUUCAAACUUGUGUUAUCAAAUAAGUAGACAAAUAAUACUUAAUUGGGUAGAAAUACAUUUUCUAACAUCCCUUCCCCCCAAUAACUAGAGUUUUCUAAAUUAACUGACCAUCAAAAUGGAAUCUGUCUAAACAGGAAUUAUACUGAAAUAAAUUCAUAUCACAGAAAAGGUUCCAUGUUUGACCAAUUCAAGAAUGCUUAUUUAGUAAUAAUCACUGCAUAUUAGAUAAGAAUAAAGACUGUUUAUGAAUUACUUCUAAGGAUAUGCUAAUUUACAAAACUUUGUAUUGUAAUUAAAACCAUAACAGGAACAGUAAAUCUUUCCUGUUUCACCUCAGUCACAGGUCAACUGGCUUGGCAAAAGUCUGAUUUAUAACAUUUUUAUUAGAGUAUACAUACCUUGAGAAUAAUUUUUAGAAAAACUCAAGAAUAACGAAAUACGUUAAAAACAAACAUAAAGAAAGGAAGAGAAAAGAAAAAAGAGCCUCACUUUUCCUUUGUAGUGCCUAUUCCUGUUUUAAUCCUAUGAUUUCACUCCUAAAGCUUCUAAACCUCUAUCUGAGGAAUUCUAGGCAUUUUUGCUUUUGGAUCCAGCCAUUGGUGCUUCAGAAAAUCUCUGGGAUCUCUAGUUGUGAAGGUAAUUCUUCAUGACCCUCUUACCUCCUGUGGCUUGUUAAGAGAUGUAUUUAAAGUACACUAAAGAUGAUCAUGGUUCUGAAUAUCUUCAGAGAAAGCAAAAUCUUUAACAGCACAGGGAAUCUGGUACUACAAAAAUACAUUUCUGUGCCCCGAUUUCUUGAAUAUGCUGAGACAUAAUUUGGAAUAAAUGUGGCAGAAAUGAUACAGUAAACAGCAAGGCUAUAAAUAGCUACAAGUAGUUACAAAGUAAGUUGGCGCUUACCAGGGUAAAUUUAGCUGUGUCAAUUGACAGCUUUUCUGUAAUAUGUAAUAGAUAUGAGUUUUAUUACUGUGUGAAGUAUUCAAUGCAUUAUGAGAAACUGCAGUGUAAACAAUGUUAAUCAUACUCUUGGGCUUCAUAGGUCAAUAUGAUUGCCCUGUUUUCUUUCCCUAAUUCAUCUGCUGAUAAUAGUUUCUGAUUCUUUGUCAUUGUUCUGUUAGAUUAUAUCAUUAGCUCAUUAACUUGAAAGAUUAAUAUCAAAAUAAGAAUAUUGUUUACACUAUUAGGAAUUCAUUAGGUGCAGUUUCAUGAACUAGACUAGCCUAAAGGUAAUUGAGUGGUUUAUUUGCGAUUUCUCAAUGUCACAUGUUUAAGAUUUUAAAAAUUACCUUUGGUACAAGUCCUUAGAAAUUCAGGAGUUUCUAGAGAUUACAUUGUUUGCCUAAUUUAUACUGGUCUUCAUUAUAGAUUUUAAUGAACUGGUGUUUGCUUCCCAAAAUGUAUAGAUUUAGUUUGGAAUAUGUACUUUGGUUCUUCAUGAGUGCAUGUUGAAAAAAAACACACAACAUAUGCCUUUACAGUCUGGACCACUCAAGUUUGUGAUGUAUUAAGCAGUAUUUUAGAAAUAUUUUAUACAUGUGAAGUAUGGUCACAAUCAACCAAAUUAUAUUUAAGACUAAAUUUACUACCCAUUUUGAAUAAUAAGAUAUUUCCAUAUCACUCUUAGAUUGUGAAAUUAACUCUUCUCUUUGAUAGCACUUUUGGUCAUGGAUGUGAGCUAGAAAAAUGAUGUUUUUAUAGAAAUAUGUGUCCAGAAUGACUUCAGACCUGCAUGGAAUAGUGGAAAGAGCACUGACUAGUAGUUACUAUUAUUUUUGGAUUCAGAGCUCCUCACAAAUAAAAUGAGUGUGAUGAAACAAAGUGAAACUAUAACAAUAUCUCAUUGUAUACUGUACUGCUGUUCACAACAUACGUUGACGUUACUUUAUCUCACCUGCUUUCACAGUAGGACUUCUGUGAUCUUACUCUAAGAGCGCAGUAUUGUCUCUUCUUUGAUCUGGGCUACUCCUCUUGUUUUACAGAGGGGGCCACUGGUUUGCUGGUUGGUGGCAUAGGAUGACACCAGAACCCUUGUCUGACUGACUGUUUUUGUAGUUGGAGGCACUUUAUUUGUAUCAUGAAUUGAUUUGAAAUCAUUGUAAAGCAGCAAAAUCUGAUAAUGAAUGCCAGCUUUCCUUGUGUUUGAUAAAGACUCCAAAUAUUCUGGAGAACCUGGAUAUAUGAUUACCUUGAGGGAAUAGAUUAGGAUUUGAAGACAUUAAAUUGUAGGAAAAUUUACGUUUUUGCAAUAACAAACAUUAAUGGAAGCAAAAUAUUGCAAAGGUAUUUUUAAUUUACUAUAUACAGGCAUACCUCGUUUUAUUGUGCUUUGCUUUAUUGCACUUCACAGAUGUUGUAUCUUUACAAACUGAAGGCAAGACCCUCCACCAGCAAAAAGAUUAUAACUUGCUUUAUUGCAAUACUUGCUUUAUUGUUGUGGUCUGGAAAUGAACCCACAGUAUCUCUGUGGUAUGUCUGUACUUAUAAAUUUCUUGAAGAAAGAUAACUAAACAGGGUUUGUAUUCAGUUUGGUUGAAUCCUGACAUCUACAAAUAUGAUUUUGGGGACAUCCAUUUCUGUUUACAUAAAU
Molossus molossus (Pallas's mastiff bat) is the source of this 6481-nucleotide messenger RNA. It is a transcript of the gene ACAP2, whose product is annotated as ArfGAP with coiled-coil, ankyrin repeat and PH domains 2. Lineage: Eukaryota; Metazoa; Chordata; Mammalia; Chiroptera; Molossidae. Bases 239 to 2596 code for a protein of 785 amino acids. Gene Ontology annotation, molecular function: protein binding; GTPase activator activity. The transcript has 24 exons. Gene Ontology annotation, cellular component: endosome membrane; cytoplasm. The record is from RefSeq and is a predicted model, not a curated record.